Molecule: messenger RNA, 2162 nt
Organism: Salvelinus fontinalis (brook trout)
Lineage: Eukaryota; Metazoa; Chordata; Actinopteri; Salmoniformes; Salmonidae
Product: homeobox protein Hox-B10a-like
Exons: 2
Coding region: 1-1077 (358 amino acids)
Biological process (GO): regulation of transcription by RNA polymerase II
Cellular component (GO): nucleus
Molecular function (GO): RNA polymerase II cis-regulatory region sequence-specific DNA binding; DNA-binding transcription factor activity, RNA polymerase II-specific
Source: RefSeq, a predicted model, not a curated record
AUGUCAUGCUCUGAGAGAUUCGUUUUCACGGCGUCCUUGGUUAACUCUUUCGUGGACUACCGUCCAAAGGAGCCCCCCUCUGUGGCCCACCCUCACCAGCACGUCGCCCGCUCUGACCCGGACUGCAGUGUCCAAAAUAACUGUGGUUCCGUGCCAAACACGGCCAUACCCGGGACAAUGAACCAGCACCAGCCGUUGCAGCCGCCAGAAGCAAUGACCCAGCCUCGAUACCAAUACCACCAGGGAAUACUGAACUGGGACGUGCCACACUUGAGCCCGGUCCGGGUGCCACAGGUCAGUGCGUGCCCUUACAGCGCGUCAAACAGAAAAGACAACUCCUCCUAUUUGCUUCUGGAACCUGACAACCACUCAAAACCGUCACCGGACGUGUCUGCCUUCACCAGACUAAUGUCAGAGAUGGGCUCCAUGACGGGCGGUUCUGGUCCAAUUCAGGGCUACUUCCGCCCGGAGCAGUCAUACUCGGGGAUCAAAGUCCAGGAGUACAACAACUGCGUGCACAGCUUGCCCACGACCAAUUCACCGCGCUCUCCCCACUCAGACUCGCGCCAUUUGUGCAACUUGAGCUUCCCGGUGCUGCCAUAUCCAGACAAUGACUUCAAGCGCGUUAUUGAUGACUUAGCGCUGGGCAGCAGUGAGUGUCAAGCCCAGAGAGGCGACAGCAGCAGCAUCACCCUGGCCAGUCAGACCAACACGGAAGACUUGGUCAUAGGUUUACGGCGAGACAAGCCCUCAUCAGUCUUACCCGAGGGCGAUAAAAGUCCCAGACAGGAGACGCAAGAGGACGCAACAUUCGAAAAUGAUGCGUCCCGUGGAUGGCUGUGGGCGAAGGCGGGGAGGAAGAAGCGCUCUCCUUACACCAAAUACCAAACCCUGGAGCUGGAAAAGGAGUUCCUCUUCAACAUGUAUCUGACUCGCGAUCGCCGCCUGGAGAUCGCUCGCAGUGUCAACCUCACUGACCGCCAAGUCAAAAUCUGGUUCCAGAACCGCCGCAUGAAGUUGAAGAAGAUGACACGGGAACACAGAACCAGGGACACGGUCACACAUUUCCCCAUCUGAUUCCUCACAAACAUGGUGCGCAGAGACAGGCCUACAUGGACAGGAGCACGGGAUGAUGCAAAGUCAAUAAUAGGAUGGACCAUAUACUGAAGGAUGUGGAUAAUAGAGGUUCUGAUCUGAAGGAUGGCCUGGAUGAAAGUACUGUCUAUGUCCUAUACACUUUGCAUGAGGAUAUGGUGGCUGUUACCGGUUACACUUGAGUUUUUCCAUGAUGGAGAAAUAUCGGGAAGCUUUUUCUUUCUCCAUACCCCUGUCCCGCAACACCCUUCAUAAAAGCACUUUAUUUGAUUAUUGUCUUGUAGUUGUUUCUUGAUAGCUCAAUAGAAUGAUUGCAACGUUGCUUAAUUGGUCUUUUUUGCCAGAAAUAGGCUACCGUCUUGAAUCGAAAACUAUUGUUUACAGUUCAUGCUAGGCUAUGGGAAGCCAAUUUUAAAGGAUUAUUUUAUUUAUGACGCGAGCACUAUUUUAUUUAUUUUCGGACGCAAUAUAUUUGUAAGCGCUGGAAAAUGUGCACCAAUAAGCACAAUAUGUUGAACUUUUGUAACGGAUUUUAAACAUGAUUUCUUGUUUAUACGGAGUCCUUUUUUCAGCUUGACUUGAAACAAAGGAUGUGUUGAUUACAAUAAUGAAUGAUUUGAUUAUUUAAAAAAAUACCUUUUUGUUUUCUAAAUGAGAGCAUUUGAAUUAAAGGUUACGCUUUCGGUGAUAUAGGGAAACGUGUUCCUACGCACAUGAGCCCUUGAGUUUCCAAAAGGCAAGCCUGGGAUAUAAUAUAUACUUUUGUCUUGUAUUAUUCAUUUCUAAGCUAAUAUUUGUUUUGAUAUAGUUUCGCCUAUCACUUCUGCUUGAAUAAAUAUUCCCCAGUUCCCAUAUUUCUUCAUUUGCAACUUCGAUAUGUAUAGAUGGAGAAAAACUGACAGAAUAGUUUGAUUUGAGUACAUCCCAUUGCAACAACUUAGGGUUCUAGACACCUAUUACCCCCCUUAGCCCAUUCCUCUUCCUAGGAGCCGACUCCUACCAGGUCAUAUGAGCUCCAGUAAUGUGAUUAUUCUAUCCUGUAGUGAUGAUUGUAAUUGCUGUAACUA